Anopheles nili is the source of this 4192-nucleotide messenger RNA. RefSeq names its product huntingtin-interacting protein 1-related protein (gene Hip1). Gene Ontology annotation, biological process: actin filament organization; clathrin coat assembly; endocytosis. Bases 34 to 3684 code for a protein of 1216 amino acids. Gene Ontology annotation, cellular component: actin cortical patch; clathrin-coated vesicle. NCBI's taxonomy places the organism in Eukaryota, Metazoa, Arthropoda, Insecta, Diptera, Culicidae. Gene Ontology annotation, molecular function: clathrin-cargo adaptor activity; phosphatidylinositol-3,4-bisphosphate binding; actin filament binding. The record is from RefSeq and is a predicted model, not a curated record. The transcript has 12 exons.
AUAACAACACCAGGUUUAUAGAAAACUAUAAAAAUGUCUCUAACGGACAAGGAGUACUACAAUCUGACCAUGAGCAUUUCCAAGGCGCUUAGCAAUGUGGAAAUGCCCAUAAAGGUGAAGCACGUACGCGCUGCUAUCAUCGGGACAUUCCAUAGCAAUGGUGGGCACGCGUUUUGGGCCAUUGCUAUCCGGCAGCCGAUACAGGACAAUCGAAUUGUUGCUUGGAAGUUCUGUCAUCUAUUACACAAAAUACUACGCGAGGGCCAUCCGUUAUGUUGCCAACAUUCCAUGAGGCAUCGCGCUAUGCUGUUAGAGGCCGGUAAACUGUGGGGCCAUCUGGACGAUGGCUACGGCAAAUGUAUCAAACAUUACACGAAGUUGCUAGUAACGAAGCUUGAGUUUCACGAUCGUAAUCCUCGUGUUCCCGGAAGCUUAUCGUUGCGUCAGGGAGAUUUAGAAAAAAUUGGAGAGGGAGACAUAAACAUAUACUUUCAGUUGGCAGUAGAGUUAUUCGACUAUAUGGAUGAUAUUAUAGUGCUACAGGCAACAAUAUUCGAGUCCAUCACUACAUUCUGUGUGAGUUCGAUGACACCUGCAGGACAGUGUCGAUUGGCUCCGUUAAUUCCCUGCAUACAAGACUCUAAUCCGCUGUACGAUAUGCUCGUGCGUGUGAUGUUCAAGCUGCAUGCCAAUCUACCCUUGGAUCUGCUAACAGGUCACCGGCAGCGAUUUAACAUUUUGUUUAAACAGUUAAAAUCAUUCUACGGGCAGUCGCGUAACUUGCAAUAUUUCGUCAACUUGAUCACUGUUCCGAAACUGCCGGAGGUGCCGCCCAAUUUUGAGCUGCAAAGCGACCUUGGUAAUUAUCAAACACCGGUUGUAGUGAUGCCUGAAAGCGAUCCAACCGACAAUGAACCGGAACCUGCGGCGGUAGACAAUCUAAUUGUGACAGCCGAAUCAGCCCCACCGAUACCGGAACUACCACGCCACAUCAACCAUCACCAGUCUGGUGGCACACCGGUCGUUCCGGUGGCGCAAGUGUUGGAACUGGAACGAUUAAUUCAAGAGCGGGACGAGCUUAUACGUCAUCUACAGAUGGAGACGCAACGGUUGUCCAAUCAUUUGAAAGCGAUCUCUAUUGAACAACGGGAUAUACAGUGUCGAAUGGAAGACCAAAUAGCCACGUUGAAUGCCCAGCUGACACAGAGCCAGGGUGAAUUGACACAUCUGCGGUUUCAAAAAGAGGAGCUGGAAUUGCGUGCCCAAACUGCACCCACAAUGGAGCAACGAGCUCUGGCUGAAGAGGAACGAGCGAAGGCUAGUGAAGAGAAAUUCCAAAAGCUGAAAUCGAUGUACACUCAGAUAAGGGACGAACAUGUCAAUCUCUUACGUCAGAUGAGAAGCGAUCAAUAUAAGCUUAUUUGCUUUCAAAAGCAUGGUGAAAUCAGCAAGCAGCUCGCUUCAUCUACAAAGGCAGCAUCUGAGGCAAGUAAAGCUAAGGAAGAACUUCAAUGUCAGCUAGAAGAUCUCGAACAAAAGCAAGCGCUAGUACAGAAUGCACUUCAGCAAAGUUCGAGUGAUGCGCGUCAGGAGCAGGAGGCUAUCAGCGAGCAGUUGCAAUCCAUGACGCAUAAGUGUGAAAGCCUUCAGAGCCGCUAUGAUGAGGUAGAAGCGAACCGUCAAGCAGAGGUUGCUCAACUUCGUAUAAACCUGGAUCGGCUUGAAACUGAAUUGAAUUCCUUGCAACACGAUCGUGAAUUGCUUUCCUCCGAGAAGGGCUCUCUUGAGGACCGUUUGGUUGAAAUGCGAAGUGAAAAGGAAGACAUUUUUCAUAAGUAUGAAGAAUGCAUGAAAAAAAUUGCUGCACUGGAGCUUAAGACUGAUAGUUACGCGAAGGAGGAAGUAUCUUUGCAAAGAAGUGUAGAUGAAAAUAAUCAAACAAUUCUCGAUCUCUCCGCUAAAAUUGAACAAUUGCGUACGGAAAACUGUGCUCUUCAACAAAAAUGUACGGACCUAGAAGCAGUUAAUGUGUCACAAUCGGAUGAGUUCAAUAGAGCACAUGAAGCGGAACUGGUUCGUUUUGAUUCUAUGCAGACAGAAAUGAACGAAAAACUAUCCGUACUUGCUACGGAAAGGGAUAUAAUAACUGACGAGAAGCAGCAGACAUGGGAACAGUACCUAUUGCUCCAAACAGAAUCUUCUCAAAAGCAAUCGGACUUUGAUUCACUCGAGAAAGAUCUUAAAUCAGUACUUGAACAAAAAGAUCAUGAAUUGGAAGAGCUGACUAUUAAGCAUAAAGAGCUGGAAGAUAAAUAUCAGAGUCUAGAUGCAAAUAUGGAACGAUUGCUUUCCGAAAAGGAAUCGAUCGAAUCUGAUCUGCAAGAUUUACUUCACCAACAGGAGCAAACCGAACAUACACUACAGGCGGCUCUGCAGAAGGUAGCAUCAAAGGAAGCAGCACUCGUCGACUGCAAAAUCAGUGGAGAAACCGCACUCCGUACACUACUCGAAGCCUGCAUUAAGUCCUCCGAAAAACUUACGCUGCGUGCGAUCGGCGAAAAUGAAAUGCCCGGGGCCGGGGGCACACCAACCUACUUUUUGAUGAUUUCUGAAGAAUUGCAGGAGGUGUUAACUAAACUCAAGAUGGUUCAUGAGAAUUACUUGAAUGACAAUUCUACGAAUGUUGAAUCACUGGCUCGAAAGGUUAUUAUUGGAGCACAUUUACUUGCUUCGGCGCAUGUUCAAGGAAUGACUAUCUGCAACAGAUCAGCUAAUAUAGAAAGCGGUGAACGCAUUGCAGAUGAGUUAAAGAAACUUGGCCAGUCGAUCAAUACUCUUUUCCAAGCAUUGCAGAAAACAAGUGAAGCUAGUACGGUUAGUGAGCGUAUAUCUGAUCUUAAGAUCAAGCUAGAAGAGAUAACUAGCAUGAUCGUAGAUCUUGGCAAACAAACGGAUGGUACUGAAAAUCUUGGCGAUAUGGUUGAAUCAGAGCUGAGCAGCAUGGAUAAAGCGAUUGAAGAAGCCGCUUCUCGAAUUGAGGAAAUGCUUUCUAAAUCCCGUGCGUCUGAUUCGGGUAUUAAAUUAGAAGUAAAUGAAAAAAUUCUCGAUGCCUGUACGAGCUUGAUGCAAGCGAUUCGAAUUUUGGUCCAAAAAUCACGUUUACUGCAAUCAGAAAUAGUUUCUCUCGGCAAAGGCACAGCUUCGGCAAAGGAAUUCUACAAGCGUAAUCACCAAUGGACGGAGGGAUUGAUAUCCGCUGCGAAAAGUGUUGCGCAAGGGGCAAAUUUUCUAGUCACGGCGGCUAACAAAACGGUUGCAGGAGGCGCAAAACAUCAGCUGGAUUUAGUAGUAGCUGCACAGGAGAUCGCAGCUUGCACGGCACAGCUCGUGGUUGCAAGUCGCGUAAAGGCUCCACGUUCCAGUGCUAACCUAACAGCCCUUGGUACGGCGUCGAAAAACGUAACUCAAGCUACUGGGAUUGUUGUCGCUACGGCUAAGGAUAGCAGUCAGCGGCUCGAGGAUUCGCAGGAUCUCGAUCUCGGUACCCUAACAGUGCAUCAAGCGAAAACGAAGGAAAUGGAGAUACAGGUCAAAGUGUUGGAGCUCGAGCAAGCCCUGCAGGUAGAACGAAUGCGUUUGGCAUCGUUUCGUAAAAAGAACUAUCAACAACCCGUUGAAGAAUAGUAUGUUCUUGACAUUGCUAGAAUAUUUGGGUUCCUCUAAUAUACGCUUUUUAGAGUAGUACGGGUCUACAUUUACAUAUAUCAUUUAUUUACGCGAAGAUUUUUGUGCAAAGAUUCAUAUCAUUAUACCGUUAUGGUUAGUUAAAUUACUGAUCCACAGAUUCGCUCUCUAACUUGAGAUGCAUUUUAACCGGUUGUGUCUUAUUUGGCAAUCAGUAAAUUUUAAAGCUUCAUGUUAAUUAUCAAGUAACAAAUUGUUAGUAUCAAUGACCGUGCAAGGAGGAUACAACUUAAGCAAUUCAUCUGCAUGCAUUAUAAAAACGGGCAUACGCCAAAAUUGAAAAAUCAACGUAGGGCAUCAUGGUAGAUUCUUUGCCGCAUCGGUUGCAAGAGAACGUAUUAUAUUUAAUUCAUUAGGCUAAAAGAAACUGCAUUAAAGAAUUAACUCAAAGAGAUGUACGUUAUGUAUUUCAACAUUUUAAUAUUAUAAUUUCAAUAAACUUUGUCAA